AAUGGCGUCAGGGGAAGCAGAGCAGUGAGGGAACUACAUACAGGAGGCGGGGUCCUAGGCGAAGGAGUUACGCUGCUCGCGGUGGCGAAAGCGGCUUUAGCGGCAGCAUGAAGCGCACUCAGACCGCUGAGGAACGAGAGCGCGAAGCUAAGAAACUGAAGCUUCUUGAGGAGCUUGAAGAUACUUGGCUUCCUUAUCUGACUCCCAAAGAUGAUGAAUUCUAUCAGCAGUGGCAGCUGAAAUACCCUAAGCUGAUUCUCCGAGAAGCAGGCGGUGUGUCCGCGGAGCUCCAUAAAGAGGUUCAGGAAGCCUUUCUCACACUGCGCAAGCAUGGCUGCUUAUUUCGGGACCUGGUGAGGAUCCAAGGCAAAGAUUUUCUCACUCCAGUGUCUCGCAUCCUCAUUGGGAAUCCUGGCUGCACCUACAAGUACCUGAAUACCAGGCUCUUUACAGUACCCUGGCCUGUUAAGGGUUCUAAUGUAAGCUACACUGAGGCAGAGAUUGCUGCUGCUUGUCAGACCUUCCUUAAGCUCAAUGACUAUCUGCAGAUAGAGACCAUCCAGGCUUUGGAAGAACUUGCUGUGAAAGAGAAGGCCAAAGAAGAUGCCGUGCCAGUGUUUAUGACCGAGUUCCCCAGAGUGGGGAUGGGGUCAUCCCAUGAUGAAGUGGACAUGAAGAGCAGAGCAGCAUAUAAUGUAACUUUGCUGAAUUUCUUGGAUCCUCAGAAGAUGCCAUAUUUGAAAGAGGAGCCUUACUUUGGUAUGGGGAAAAUGGCGGUGAGCUGGCACCAUGACGAAAACCUGGUGGACAGGUCAGCAGUGGCGGUGUACAAUUAUAGCUGUGAAGACCCUGAAGAGGAAAGUGAGGAGGAGUCUCAUCUUGAAGGCAGAGAUCCGGAUACCUGGCAUGUUGGUUUUAAGAUCUCGUGGGACAUAGAGACUCCUGGUUUGGCAAUACCCCUUCACCAAGGAGACUGCUAUUUUAUGCUUGAUGAUCUCAAUGCCACCCACCAACACUGUGUUUUGGCUGGUUCACAACCUCGGUUUAGUUCUACCCACCGAGUGGCAGAGUGCUCUAUGGGAACCUUGGAUUAUAUUUUACAGCGCUGCCAGUUGGCUGUGCAGAAUGUCCGGGAUGAUGUGGAUAAUGGUGAUGUCUCUUUGAAAUCCUUUGAGCCUGCAGUUUUGAAACAAGGAGAAGAAAUUCACAAUGAGGUCGAGUUUGAGUGGCUGAGACAGUUUUGGUUUCAAGGCAAUCGAUACAGAAAGUGUACUGACUGGUGGUGUGAGCCCAUGACUCGGCUGGAGGGGCUGUGGAAGAAGAUGGAAAGCAUGUUUGUGGUUGGAAGGUGUAGUCUCAGGAAGGAUAUAGGAGAAUGGAAAACGAGCUUUGAAAUAGUUUUUCUUCCAGUAAUGACAAAUGCUGUGCUUCAAGAAGUUAAAAGAGAGGGGCUCCCCGUGGAACAAAGGAAUGCGGUGCUGACUGCCAUCCUUGCUUUGCUCACCACCCGCCAGAACCUGCGGAGGGAAUGGCAAGCCAGGUGCCAGUCCCGAAUUGCCCGAUCUUUACCGGGGGAUCAGAAACCAGACUGUCGACCAUACUGGGAGAAGGAUGACCCCUCCAUGCCUCUGCCCUUCGAUCUCACAGACAUCGUUGCCGAACUCAGAGGUCAGCUUCUGGGAACCAAAGCCCAGAAGGAGCACAGGUCUUAGGUGGAGAGGGAAAGAUACCUGACUCUUGUUUCUCCGACCUUACCGGGGGCUUGGGCGAGGGCAGUGUAGACUUCACUUAGCCCUUAGGCUGUACCUGGAUCCCAGUUCAAAAUAGCUAAGGAGUGGUGCCCGUGAGUAUUAAAGUGUUGACAAAUGAGUGCUGUAGUCUGAUUUAGGAACUUCCCCCCAAAUGACUGUUACCCACUCAGAUUAAUUCAUGGGAGCCCUGCAGCCCCCAGGGCCCCGGCCUGUGAUAAAGCCUCACCUCUUUCCCCCUUCAUCAGCCUCCUCAGAGUCAGAGUGGACCCAGUAACGGGCAAGACAGAGCUUGGAGACAUCACCCCAGCCUCCGACCAUGUGGUUUUGUACCUGUGGCAUCCGACGUGGUGUCCCCUGCUAGCUGUGGCUUCUCUAAUUUUAAUUCAGUUUUAAUUUUAAUUAAAAGUUCACUUCCUCACAUGGCCUGACCACAUUCAAGUGUUUAACAGCCACAUGUGGCUAAGGACUGCUCCUGCGGGCAGGGCAGCUGUGGGACAUGUUUUUCACUUUCAGAAGUCCUCUUAGAUGAGAUGUCUCUAAAAAGUCGGAGAGCAGACUUUCCCUUUGCCAGUUCCCUGUAGCUAUGAGAGAAGGUGAUUGGCGAGCAGUGACUCUCUGAAGAGUAGCCUCUUCCCCAUCUCAGACAGCGCUCAGUGAAAGCCUGCCCUGGGAUCCCUGCGCCCAGGCACGGGGCGGUACUAACAGAACAAAGCUGACAGCCUGUCCUCAAGGGAUGUCCCUCGUCUAGUGACAGGGACAGAGACCUAGCCCUGCUUAUACUGCUUCAUGCCUAAGUAGCCUAGGACAGUUUUCUCUAUAACUCCCCCCCUUCUUAGAUAAUGACAGGUGGCAGUGAGGUUGGGAGAACCACGGUGCCCCAUCCCAAUGACACUGGGGCCAGAAAGACCAUGCAGAGUGCCGACUGAACCAGGGCUCCAGUUUCAGAGUGCCUGGACUGAGACGCCCAGGAACUGUGUGACCGUAGCAAGUUACUGUGCGUCAGUUUCCUCUUCAGUAUGCUGAAGGGACCACCCUCUUCGAUGAAGAUGAAGUGAUCUAGCUGCAUACUUACAGUACUGUCUGGUACAGCAUUAAAUACCCAGUGAAUCUGGCAUGGCUUUGUGACAGUAACGAGCUGAGAGGGGACACUUUGCUCUUCCUCCACACCUCUGCUGACACCAUCAACACAGCUCUCACUCUCUGCCUUGCUCCUGCCGUUUGGUGUCCCCAAAAUGUGUGACACUCGUCAGCUCCUCUUCUCAGCCCACUGCCUUCUCUUGUCACUGGUGAGAAGCUGGGGGCUCUUGCACGGAGAGGGGCACAGCGCACUCUUCCCUGCCGUCCGAGCCUCACUGGGGGCAGAAAAGUCACAUUCACAAAGCAGUCAGGUUUUUAUCAUGCUGAGUCUCGAAUUUCUCAGGCCUUAGAUUCCUUCCUUCAUGACUCCGAGCCUCAGUUUCCUCAUCGGUGAAGAAGAGGUGAAGUGCUACCUCACAGGGUAUGAACAGGUUAAAUAAAGUAAUAUAGGUAAGGGGUAUGUGGCGUACCUAAGUCGCAGGCUGGGCCUCCUCCCUGGGCCGUCCAGCCCUGUAUUCUCCUUGGCUGCCAGUGUUCGUCCUUCGUUUUAUUUCAUUAGGUAUCAGUCUUUUUAAAUUGGGAGAUUUCACAUGAAAUUUAAAUGUCUGUAUUUGCUUUAGAACUCAGAACAGCAAGCAGUCCCAGAUCUCUGUCCUAGCACAGCAACACGCUCAGCGGUGUCUUCCGACUCAGAAGCAGGCUGUGACCCUCAGUGGUUUGCAGCAGACCCCAUGGCUCCCCAUUACCACUUAUUGCAGACCUGACCUGCGUAACACCUCCGUGGUGGAGCUUUCCAGACCUUGCUUGCACCUCUGUAGAAGAAACGGGUUCUGUUUAGUGCUCACCCCAAUCUAUGUGUAUCCCUGCUGAACUGUACGUGUGAACUGCUUGUACGAAUGCCAUGUGAAUCAUUAAAUGCUCAUAUACAAUAAAAAUAUUAAAGAUAAA
This is a messenger RNA of Chinchilla lanigera (long-tailed chinchilla), 3776 nucleotides long. RefSeq names its product fat mass and obesity associated (gene Fto). The transcript has 10 exons. Gene Ontology annotation, molecular function: ferrous iron binding; broad specificity oxidative DNA demethylase activity; mRNA N6-methyladenosine dioxygenase activity. Bases 108 to 1712 code for a protein of 534 amino acids. The record is from RefSeq and is a predicted model, not a curated record. Lineage: Eukaryota; Metazoa; Chordata; Mammalia; Rodentia; Chinchillidae. Gene Ontology annotation, biological process: regulation of multicellular organism growth; DNA alkylation repair; RNA repair.